UUUUUAGACGUAUAAAUAUCAUAACAGUACGUAAUGCACUACAUUCGGUUGUAAUCUGCUGAAAAACAUGGAUCGUUGGGUUGCAAAAACUGCAAUUGUGACUGGAGCUAGUUCAGGGAUUGGGGAAGCUAUUGCUGAGGAAUUGGUUAAAGCAGGAAUGCAGGUUGUAGGUCUUGCUCGUCGUGUAGAACUUGUCCAGGCCAACUCUGAGAAACUUACUCAAAACAAUUACAAAGGAAAACUCUAUGCGGUUAAAUGUGACAUCCGCAGUGAAGCAGAAAUUUGUAAAGCGUUUGAAUGGACAACUAAAAAUGUUGGGAUAGUCCAUGUUUUAGUCAAUAAUGCAGGGAUUAUUCUGCCUACUAAUUUAAUCAAUGGAGAUGCUGAAAUGUGGAGGACCAUUUUAGAAACGAAUAUAUUUGGUCUCUGUGUUGCCCAAAAAGAAGCCUGUAAAUUAAUGAUGGCGCAUAAUAUAGCAGGACAUAUUGUUAAUAUCAACAGUGAUGCAGGACAUGGUCAUUAUUAUUUUCCCACGAAUAGUGUUUAUGGAGCUAGCAAACAUGCAUUAACAAAUAUUUGUGAGAUGAUGAGGCUUGAGUUAUUAGCUCAUAAGUCCAAUAUAAAAAUUACAAGUGUGAGUCCAUCUGAAACUAGAACUGGUCUAACAGCUCCUGAAUUUAUUUCAGAGGAAGUCUUUGAAAUGUUGAAAGAUAUGCCAAUAAUGGAGAGCAAAAAUGUUGCUGAUGCUAUUUUGUAUAGUUUAAGUACUCCUCCUGAUGUGUUGAUAACCGAAAUUAGUUUAAGAGCUAUUGGGAACAAAUUUUGUUGAUAAAGUUUAAAUUUUUACUCAUAAAAAAGUUAUAAGUAAUAAAAUAUUUAUAAUUCCCUAAAACAAUAAAAAUUCAAAACAAGUUUUUUAAUCUA
Molecule: messenger RNA, 924 nt
Organism: Dalotia coriaria
Lineage: Eukaryota; Metazoa; Arthropoda; Insecta; Coleoptera; Staphylinidae
Product: farnesol dehydrogenase-like
Exons: 3
Coding region: 68-829 (253 amino acids)
Molecular function (GO): oxidoreductase activity
Source: RefSeq, a predicted model, not a curated record